Cornus florida is the source of this 1434-nucleotide messenger RNA. RefSeq names its product protein DUF642 L-GALACTONO-1,4-LACTONE-RESPONSIVE GENE 2-like. The transcript is spliced from 3 exons. Gene Ontology annotation, cellular component: plasma membrane. NCBI's taxonomy places the organism in Eukaryota, Viridiplantae, Streptophyta, Magnoliopsida, Cornales, Cornaceae. The record is from RefSeq and is a predicted model, not a curated record. The coding region runs from base 139 to 1317 and encodes 392 amino acids.
AUCUUGGAUAAAAGACACUUUCUCUGCACUCUUCUCAUUUCUCUGCGCACUCUGUUUCUAGAGAGAGAGGAGGCAAGAAGUAGUGAGAGAAAAAAACAGUAAGAGAAAGAUUGAGGAUUUGCGCCAUUAGCCACAAGGAUGGUUUGGAGGUCAACAAGAGGCGAAUGGGUCUCAAUGUAUCUGCUUCUCGUCGCUCACUUCGCUACUACUCUACUAGCAGAAGACGGUCUACUAAUCAACGGUGAUUUCGAGACGCCACCAUCAGGCGGCUUCUCAGACGACGGUCUCGGAGAUGGACACGUCACGAUCCCCAGCUGGAAAUCAAACGGCACCGUAGAGCUAGUCGAAUCUGGGCAAAAACAGGGUGCAAUGUUCCUCAUCGUACCACAGGGUAUACACGCGGUGAGGCUCGGCAACGACGCAGAGAUCAGCCAAGAAACGAAGGUCCAGAAGGGCUCGCUCUACUCCGUCACGUUCAGUGCGGCGCGCACGUGCGCUCAGCUCGAGUCACUCAACGUGUCCGUGCCACCGGCAUCACAGACCAUUGAUCUACAGACCCUCUACAGCGUGCAGGGCUGGGAUUCGUACGCGUGGGCGUUUCAGGCGGAGGAUGAUUAUGCGCGGGUCGUUUUUAGAAAUCCCGGGAUGGAGGAUGACCCUACAUGUGGGCCCAUAAUUGAUGAUAUUGCAAUCAAGGAGCUCUUCACCCCUGAUAAACCCAAAGAUAAUGCAGUACUUAACGGUGAUUUUGAAGAAGGUGCAUGGAUGUUCAGAAAUGCUUCACUCGGGGUCUUACUCCCCACCAACCUCGACGAAGAAACCUCCUCUUUGCCCGGUUGGAUUGUUGAAUCAAACAGAGCUGUCCGUUACAUCGACUCGUACCAUUACACUGUCCCACAAGGCAAACGUGCUAUCGAAUUGCUGUCCGGCAAGGAAGGCAUAGUCUCCCAAAUGGUGGAAACCAUGCCCAACAAGCCAUACAGGUUGACCUUUUCUUUGGGGCAUGCAGGGGACUCUUGCAAGCAACCACUAGCAGUCAUGGCCUAUGCUGGAGAUCAAGCCCAGAGCAUCCAUUACACACCCAAUGCCAAUGCCACAUUCCACACUGCUACUCUGAAUUUCACUGCCAAGGCCGAGAGGACGCGUGUUGCGUUCUGCAGCGUGUAUUACAAUACGAGGAGCGAUGAUCAGAGCUCUCUGUGCGGACCGGUGGUGGAUGAUGUGAAGGUGGCAGUGUCAGGAUCUAACAGAAAGGGGCUUGGAGGAUUGGGGUUAAUGUUGGGUUCAGGGAUUUUGCUUGUUUUGGUUUUGGUUUAGGUUCAAGGUUGGCUCAAUUGCUUGACAAAGCUUUGUAUGCUGUGGUUUAUGGUUGUAGAAUGGGAUUUUGGAAAACCAUGUUCCCAUGUCUAUGUUGUUUUAAUUUUGUGAGGAGAA